ACAGAGAAAUCAGAUAUCAAGGAUCGACAACAACACCUUUAAAGGGCUACCACAGUUGGAGACUCUGUCCCUAUUGAAUAAUCAGAUAACAAGGAUCGACAACGAUGCUUUUGCGGGGCUAUCAGAGCUGAGAGAACUGUAUUUGUAUAACAACAUGAUAACCAGCAUUGAAAGCAUCGUCUUUGAGAAGUUACCACAGCUUCAGGAACUGUAUGUUGGAGGAAAUCCCUUUCAAUGUACAUGUGCUUUACAAUCGUUUGUGGAAUUUAUGCAAAGAAAGGGAAUUCUACUACAAAAAGAAACAUGGUAUGGUACACCGACAUGCAGUUCCCCUGAACACUUAAAAGGAAAGGAAAUCAUUAACGUUUCUUAUCACGAUAUGAGCUGUGACUCAACUUCCAAACAAGCGGUUACCCUUCCGAAGACUAAGGACGAUGUCCCUACACAACAGAUAAUCAAGACAACACCAAGAAUUGGAGACCAGCAAACCACAGAACCAGCGGUUACCUUUACAAAAUCAAAAGACGGUGCACUUACACGACAGACAGUUAAGACAACUCCGAGAAUCGGAGACCAGCAUACCACAGGUAAAAGCUGACACUAGUACACUAAUAUUAAUCAAGACGACUCUAAUUGUGUGUAAUUGUUGACGGUUUUUUGGUCACUGAAUACAGUACAAUGAACAUAAUUAUUAUCAUGAAUUGUUGAAAAAUGGAACAAUUCAAAUUUCGCGAUCACAAAACAAUAUUAAUAGCGUCAAUGAAAAAUACCAUUUUAUAUAUGCAACCCCCAUCCCAAAAAACCCAAACAAACAAAAAAACCAAACACAUUGUUUAAGCUUGCUGAUUCUGGGAAAUUUAAGGCAGGCAUUUGAAAUCAAGGUUCAUUAAUCUAAAAUCAGUGGAGCUACUUUUGACCAGACCAUGAAAUCUCCAGGCAGGUAUAUGAUAUAUUUAAUUUAUGUUUAUUAUAUUUAAUUUAUGUUAUAUGUGCAACUUUAUAUUUUGUUGGAAAUUGAAAAUAUUGAAUAUAGUUAAAAGCUGACAAUAUGUAUUAUAUGGUUAACAUAUGCAUAAAGUUUUAGAUUAAAACCUCAACAAAACUAUUCUAUAUGGUAUUUUUCCUACAAAAACCCGAGAAAACAUUUUUCGCGCAACAUUUCGCUUGCUGAACCGUAGUAAGAAAAGAUGUUCAAGGUCAACGUGCGUUCCAAAACGCCGAAGAAACAAAACCAAAGCAGCAUGGUCAAACACGGGUAUAGUCAUUGAAAAUGUUACUAUUAUUAAUGAAUCAAGGUAAGAAAAUAAUUGCAAAUAAUUAUGAAAUAUAUUACACUUGCAUUGAUGUCAUAGAUUGUUUACUUUUAUCAUGCAAACAUAGAUGACAAAGAUCAUCCAAAGUAUGUAUAUGUAAAUAUACAACAAAAUGUACAGGUUAAAAUAGCAGCCCUCCGUUUAUUUUAAAGGAAAAUCCACUAGCGACAUUCCUGUUGGAUUAAGAUAACUCUUCCGCUAGAGAGAGAUUUCUCAAGUGGUGACCUUACACAUCGAGGUAGUUCUAGUGUUGGUACUUACUGUGGUUCUUGACCUUGCUGUGGUGUGGGCGGCAGAGGAGCGCCAUCGUUCUACUCCCUCACUAUGGACGAGCUCUCCCAUUACCUUCAAGUAUGUAACGGAUCAUUGGGUACUUACAUCAGGUACAGUAAGUUACAAACAAUACAACUGCAAUACAUGAAUCUCUUAUGGAUUUAUCCUUACAACAUAAGACCUAUGGAUUUUUUAUUGAAUAUGGUGUAAUGACUAGGUUUGACAUUAUAACUUUCUUUUCAGCCCAACACCACUACAUACAGAAUACUACGCCCGAACAGCAAAGCUACUAGAAACAUCAAUAAGACACAUACUUUCUGAUAAUAAUAUAUUGUUCCUGCAAUGUUUACUUUCUAGCAAACUUGAUUUUUUUCCAAAGGUAUGUUGCAUUAUAGUUUGGAAUUAAUUAUGUGUUUUCCUUUAAGUUAGAAUGCUCCUUCUGCUAGAGAGAGAAUUCUGUACUGGUGAACUUGAACAUCAAGGUGGUUCUAGAGUUGGUACUUACUUCGAGUCUUGACCUCGAUGUGGUGUGGGAGGCAGACGUGCACCAUCGUUCUACUUCUUCACACCUG
This is a messenger RNA of Magallana angulata, 2158 nucleotides long. RefSeq names its product leucine-rich repeats and immunoglobulin-like domains protein 1. Lineage: Eukaryota; Metazoa; Mollusca; Bivalvia; Ostreida; Ostreidae. Bases 155 to 598 code for a protein of 147 amino acids. The record is from RefSeq and is a predicted model, not a curated record. The transcript has 6 exons.